Molecule: messenger RNA, 1264 nt
Organism: Eucalyptus grandis
Lineage: Eukaryota; Viridiplantae; Streptophyta; Magnoliopsida; Myrtales; Myrtaceae
Product: peroxidase 5
Exons: 2
Coding region: 62-1063 (333 amino acids)
Biological process (GO): hydrogen peroxide catabolic process; response to oxidative stress
Cellular component (GO): plasmodesma; plant-type cell wall
Molecular function (GO): heme binding; peroxidase activity
Source: RefSeq, a predicted model, not a curated record
UUUUCCCUCUCAUCAUAGUAAGCACUCCAUCAAAAACAUCCCCCAAUUCAAGCCUCUCAACAUGGCUUCCAUCACAGCAGGAUUUCGUGCGCUCGCGCUGGUUCUCUUCGUCUCGGUUUUUGCAACAGCAGCUCGAAGUCCGAACUCGUCCCUAAAGGUGGGAUACUACCGACGUACUUGCCCGUCGACAGAAGCUAUUGUCAGGAAAACCGUGUUUGAGGCCGUCUCUAGGAACCCCGGGAUGGCAGCUGGUCUCAUUCGCAUGCAUUUUCAUGAUUGCUUCGUUAGGGGCUGUGAUGCUUCAGUGCUCUUGAAAUCAACCGCAGGAAACCCGGCGGAAAGAGAUCACCCCGCGAACAACCCGAGCCUACGAGGGUUUGAAAUCAUCGAUCAGGCCAAGGCCCAGCUCGAAGCCUUGUGCCCCAGGACCGUCUCAUGUGCCGAUAUAGUUGCUUUUGCCGCCCGUGACAGUGCCUACAAGGCUAGGGGCAUAUACUACGAUGUUGCUGCUGGCCGCCGCGACGGCCGCAUCUCUCGCCUCCCGGAAGUUACACAGAACCUCCCGCCACCAAGCUUCAACGCCCAACAGCUCAUUGCCAACUUCGCUAGGAAAGGGCUCUCGGCGGAUGAGAUGGUGACUCUCUCAGGAGCACACUCGAUUGGAAUCUCCCACUGCUCUUCCUUCUCAAGCCGCCUCUACACGUUCAACGCCACACUCGCCCAAGAUCCUUCCUUGGACCCUGCGUACGCUUUAUUCUUGAAGACCAAGUGCCCACCACCGAGCAAUGUGACGCAAGCAGACCCGACCGUGCCACUUGAUAGCAUCACAGCCAACACUUUGGACAACAAGUACUACCUCCAGUUGCUGAAGCUCCGUGGCUUGUUGACUUCUGACGAGACGCUGUACACGAGUCCCUCGACUUCAAGGAUGGUCGUGAACAAUGCGAAGAACAACUUCGCUUGGAGCGUGAAGUUCGCCAAGGCAAUGGUGAAGAUGGGCUCGAUCGACGUACUCACUGGUAAACAAGGAGAGAUCAGGAAGCUGUGCAGUAUUGUAAAUUGAGGACGUGCCGGAGAGUUACAACUUUUGCAGGACGGAGAUUGGAAACAUGAUCUAUAUCGUCCUUUAUAUUUAUUCUUUGCUUGACUUUAUUUGUUUCGACGUGUCCGGUUCGAUUAUUGCGUCAUCUUUCAGAUGUAAGACUUUCCUAUUCGGCAAAAAGCUGAUUGAAAUGUUAUUUAUUUUGUUGUGAUCCCACAUUUU